AAAAUUUCUCCUACUAUUAUCCCAAAUAAGCAUAACCCUAAAUCUCUAAAUCAAACUAUUAUGGCCUAAAACUUUGCUAUUAUUAAUUUUCACAUAUAUACAUAGUGGUGUAUAUAUAUAUAUGUAUAUAUGCAUGGAAGUGAUGUAAAAAAUAUGAAGGGCCUUCUAGGUUUAUACAUAUGUAUUUGUAUCUAGAUAUGUAAGUUAUAUAUUAAGUUUCUUCUUGUCUGAUUUGUUAUUUGGGAAGUUUGUUUGCUUUUUGAAACUGAAAUCCUCUCUCUGAUCAUAUCUCUAACUUAUCUCGAUGGGAUUUGUAUGAAUUUUCGACGUAUAUAUAAACUUUAAUUAUUUAAUUGUUUGAAUAUGAAUAAAGGAUGAGAAAAGAAACUUCAAAAGUGGAUGAUCUCUUCUCUACUAAGAAGAAGGAGAAGGAAAAUUAACUCUACAUAUGUGAUUAAAUUUAAGAAUAUAACAAUCCAAAAUUUCAUCGAUAGAAUAAUAUAAUAAAACCUUCGAAGAAUUUAGAAGAAGAAUACAGUCAUCAAUCACUGUGAUAUUAUUGUCACGCAUGAUAAUAUAACACGAAAAUAAUAAUAAUAAUUUAAUUUUCAUUGUAACAUCAUCAUUUUUUUUGUAAGUAUAAAGUAUAAACCAACACUAUAUAUACUUAUCUUAAAAAAUUUACACGGAUAAAAAAGUAUGAAAAUUGUAUGUUUAAUACAUAAUUUCAGUAAGAAUUAUUUUGGGAGAAGGGAGAGAUUUGUCUAUAGAAUUAGGUGGAUAUUUUUUUUUUAUAUUAUAAAGGGGCAAAAGUCCAGAGAAAAGAAAAAACUAAUUACAAACUAAACGGGGUAAGGUAACUCCUCUAUCAUCUUCACUCAAGAUUCUCACUACCUCAGGGGGAGGCAUAUUCCAAAAAAUAAACUCUGAUUCUAUUUUUAAACUCAUUUUUGCAAGGUAAUCUGCACAUUUAUUACCUUCUCUAUAAUUUUGUACAAAAAAUAUGUUCAAGUCCUUCUUUCUCAUGUCAUUUAUCUCUCUAACAUUUGCAUUGGGAUGACUUUCCAGCUUCUUUCCUCCAUUCAAAAGGCUAACCACUGCUGCAGAAUCAAUUUCCACCACCACUCUUUUGAAGUCCAUGGUCCACGCUACAUUGAGGCCAUUCUUCACUCCCCAGAGUUCUGCCAAAAACGCCAUUCCAGCCCCUAUCCUGUGGGUGAAGCCUGCGAUCCACUUUCCUUCUUCAUUCUUGAGGAGCCCGCCGCACCCAAUAACAAUCGGGUUCCCUUGCGUUGUGCCGUCAGUGUUCAAUUUAAUCCAACCCCUCGGAGGAGGAUGCCAGCCAAUGUUUCUCUCAGUUCUUCCUGUCCGCUUUCCGACUAGCCCCCAUCGCCAUCAUUCGGUGCCAUUGUGCCAUUUCGCCGUCAUUGACUACUUUCCACGACUCCAUCCGUUGUCGUUGAGGAGCAUCCACUUGGAGGUUGUUUCUACCAUGAAGGAGCUUGUUUCUUUUUUGCGAGUUGUUGCCUCUGUUAUUUGCCGCUUGCCUCUAUCAGCUGUAAUGCUAUCCUUCCUCCUUCGUUCAGGAACAGAAAUAAGGAGCCCCUUUUUUAUUUUGAUUCUGAACCUGAAAGAACUUUCAGGCGGCGCUUGCAACAAGCUAGGCUCUACAAGGCUAGUGGAAAUCUAAGUGAGAAUUUUGAAAAGGAAACUGCAGAGUCCACCAUGGAUCAGAAUCAUGCUGUGAAUACCAAUAUGGCAAAUCUGAAUGAGAAUGAGCAACCUAGAAGAGUGCUUGGCUCAUACACUGCUCCCAAUGCAGAUCUUUAUAGAAAGAGUAUUGUGGUGCCUCCUAUAGCUACAAACAACUUUGAACUGAAGCCACAGUUGGUUACUCUUGUUGAGCAAAACUGUCAGUAUUAUGGACUCCCUCAAGAAGAUCCAAAUCAGUUUAUUUUUAAUUUUCUACAGAUUUGUGAUACUGUGAAGACCAAUGAAGUGAAUCCUGAGGUUUACAAGCUCAUGCUCUUCCCAUUUCCUUUCAGGGAUAGAGCAAAGCUGUGGUUAGAUUCUCAACCCAAGAAGAGUCUGGAUACUUGGGAUAAGGUUGUCACUGGAUUUCUGAAUAAAUUUCUUCCACCAAAAAAGCUGACUAAGCUUAGGGUGGAAGUGCAGACCUUCAGGCAAAAGGAUGGUGAGACCUUCUAUGAAGCUUAGGAGAGAUACAAGCUACUGACCAGGCAAUGCCCUCCGGACAUAUUUUCUAAAUGGACUCAGCUAGAUAUCUUUUAUGAGGGCUUGUGUGAAAUGUCCAAUAUGUGAUUAGAUAAUUCUAUAGGCAGUUCAUUGCACAUGAAGAAGAUACCGGAGGAGACUACUGAGCUAAUUGAGUUGGUUGCUAGUAACCAAUAUUUAUGCUCAUCUAACAGGAAUCUUGUGAACUCUGAGAUCCCUCAGAAGAAAGGCGUAUUGGAAGUAGAAUCUUUUGAUGCCCUUCUUGCUCAGAACAAAAUUCUAUCUCAGCAGAUGAAUCUAAUUACUCAACAAUUUAGUGGGAUGCAAGUUUCAGCUGUCAACACUCAGAAUGUACCUCAAGAGGCCCUUUAUGAUAUGACAGGUAACUCUAUGCAAAGUGAGAACUAUGAUUAUACUCAAUCUUCUUCUGAACAGGUCAAUUACAUCGGGAGUACUCCUAGAAACCCCAAUAAUGAUCCAUACUCUAAGACCUAUAAUCAGGGGUGGAGAAAUCACCCAAAUUUUGGGUAGAGAGAGCAACCUCAGAGAUCAUAGAAUUUUCACAACAAUUCUCAGGGCGGUUUCCAACAGAAUAAUCAUAAUAAUUGCCAAUUUUAGUCUCAUCAACAACAACCACGUCAGCAGGAAAAUUCUUAGCCCCAGCAGAACACUAAUUUAGAAACACUACCAAAUAGUUUUAUGCAGAAAACUAGAGCUUUCAUAAAAAAAACUUGGAGAUGUAAGUCGGCCAGUUGAGCAAGCAAAUACCUGAGAGGCCUCCAAGUACAUUUCCUGGUGAUACAAUGGUAAAUCCAAGAGAAGACUGCAAGGCAAUUCAAUUGAGAAGUGGUAAAGUAGCUGGUUCUGAGACUAAGGUCAAUGAAGAGCUAGUUGAAAAAGAAGCUCCAGAGGAGAAGACAGAAGAGGUGGAGCACGCCCCUCCAAAGCGUGCAGAUAACCUAUUCCCAGACUCCCUGGACACUCAUCCUACAUUGCCAAAGGCUCCUGAGUACAAGCCUAAAAUGUCAUACCCUCAAAGGCUUCAGAAGGCUUCCAAGGACAAGCAAUUUUCUAGAUUUUUAGAAGUCUUCAAGAAGCUGCAAAUCAACAUUUCUUUUGCAGAGGCUCUCGAGCAAAUGCCUCUCUAUGCUAAAUUCAUGAAAGAAUUAUUGACUAACAAGAGGAAUUGAAAGGAACAAGAAACAGUGGUGUUAACUAAGGAAUGCAGUGCUAUUAUUCAACACAACCUUCUUGAAAAGAUGCAGGAUCCAGGGAGCUUUGUAAUUCCUUGCACCAUUGGUGAUGUCACUAUUCAGAGAGCUUUAUGUGAUCAUGAAGCUAGCAUUAAUCUCAUGCAACUUUCAGUGAUCAAAAAGCUCCAAAUUGAAGAGGUAAAACCCACUCAUAUUUCUCUUCAACUUGCUGAUCUUUCUAUUAAAUUUCCUGUGGGUGUUGUUGAGGAUUUACAUGUGAAAGUAGGGUCAUUUAUUUUCCCUGCUAAUUUUGUUAUAUUGGAUAUGAAAGAGGAUGCAAAGUCUUCUAUUAUUCUUGGUAGAUCCUUUUUAGCUAUAGGUAGAGCUUUGAUUGAUGUACAAAAGGGUGAAUUAAUCCUGAGGGUCAAUAAAGAACAUGUGGUCCUUAAUGUAUUUGAAUCCCUCAAACACCCUAAUGAUUCUGAAGGGUGUAUGAGAGUUGUUAUUAUUGAACUAAUUGAUCAAGAGAUACUAGAAGCUGCGGUACUUGAUGAUAUCCUGGAUCCCCUUUCUGAAUAUGAAUUACUUGAGAUUGAUAAUUCACCACCCCAGAAGGACCUGGUACACAUGCCUAAGAGGGAGAAAGAUGUUCCCAAGCUUGAGCUAAAACCUUUGCUUCCUUUUCUGAAAUAUGUGAUCUUGGGUGAAAAUGAUUCAUAUCCAGUGAUUAUCAGCUCUUCCUUGAAGCCUGGAGAGGAAGAGGCGCUUAUUAUAGUGCUCAGGAGCCAUAAAAUAGCUCUUGGGUGGACCAUUGGUGAUUUAAAGGGGAUUAGUCCAACCAAGUAUAUGCACAAGAUCCUUCUUGAAGAUGAUGCUAAACCAGUUGUACAACCACAGAGGAGACUUAAUCCAACUAUGAAAGAGGUGGUCCAAAAAGAGGUAAUGAAACUAUGGGAAGCCAGUAUUAUAUACCCUAUUUCUGAUAUCCCUUGGGUGAGUCCUGUGCAGGUAAUUCCCAAGAAAUAAGGGAUGACAGUGAUCCAGAAUGAAAAGAAUGAGCUAAUUCCUACAAGAACCGUCAUAGGAUGGAGAAUGUGCAUAUCCUACAGGAGGCUCAACACUGCUACAAGGAAGGAUCACUUCCCCCUACUUUUCAUUGAUCAGAUGCUUGAGAGGUUAGCUGAUCAUGCUUUUUAUUGUUUUCUAGAUGGAUAUUCUGGAUAUAACCAAAUUGCAGUGGGUCCUCAAGAUCAAGAGAAAACAGCAUUCACAUGUCCUUUUGGAGUAUUUGCUUACAGGAGAAUGCCAUUUGGACUUUGUAAUGCUUCAGCAACUUUUCAGAGGUGUAUGCUUUCAAUUUUCUCUGACAUGGUUGAAAAUUUCAUUAAGAUCAUGCUGCUUUGAGGUACCUUCUAACCCAACAGGAUUCUAAACCAAGAUUAAUCAGAUGGGUGCUACUCCUUCAGGAUUUUGAUAUUGAGAUCAAAGACAGGAAAGGUUCAGAAAAUCAAGUGGCUAACCACCUUUCCAGAAUUGAACCUGAAGCAGGAGUACAACCACCCAGAGCUGUGGCUGAGACAUUUCUGGAUGAGCAAUUAUUUCUCAUUCAGCAGGCUCCAUGGUUCGCAGACAUUGCAAAUUACAAGGCCAUGAAUUUCAUUCCAAAGGAGUACAGCAAACAACAAGUGAAGAAGCUACUGACUGAUGCAAAAUACUACUUUUGGGAGGAGCCUUACCUUUUUAAGAGAUGCUCAGAUAGUAUAAUCUAGAGAUGUGUCCCAGAUGAGAAAACACAGCAGAUUCUUUGGCACUGUCAUGGCUCUAAUUAUGGAGGCCACUUUAGUGGUGAAAGGACAACUACUAAGAUCCUUCAGAACAAUUUUUACUGGCCGACUCUCUUCCGAGACUCAAGAGCAUUUGUGAAGAACUGUGACAGAUGUGAAAGAGCUAAGAAUCUCCCUACCAACCGUGAGAUGCCACAGCAGGGGAUUCUUGAGAUUGAGUUGUUUGAUGUGUGGGGUAUUGACUUCAUGGGACCUUUUUCACCCUCAUAUUCCAACAACUAUAUCUUGGUGGCAGUUGAUUAUGUGUCCAAGUGGGUAGAAGCUGUGGCUCUACCCACCAAUGAUGCCAAAGUGGUGAU
This is a messenger RNA of Arachis stenosperma, 5571 nucleotides long. RefSeq lists its product as uncharacterized. The transcript has 4 exons. NCBI's taxonomy places the organism in Eukaryota, Viridiplantae, Streptophyta, Magnoliopsida, Fabales, Fabaceae. Bases 3495 to 4454 code for a protein of 319 amino acids. The record is from RefSeq and is a predicted model, not a curated record.